Molecule: messenger RNA, 897 nt
Organism: Micropterus dolomieu (smallmouth bass)
Lineage: Eukaryota; Metazoa; Chordata; Actinopteri; Centrarchiformes; Centrarchidae
Product: E3 ubiquitin-protein ligase TRIM9-like
Exons: 1
Molecular function (GO): zinc ion binding
Source: RefSeq, a predicted model, not a curated record
GCCGCUUAGGGAGCUGUCCGUGUCAGUAGGUGCUGGAGUGUUUUCACUGAAGCCGAUUCUCCCCCCAGUCCACCGAAACAGACGGGAGCGAUGGAAGAAGAGUUAAAAUGUCCCGUUUGCGGUUCUCUCUUCAAGGACCCCAUCCUGCUGCCCUGCUCCCACAAUGUCUGCCUGGCGUGUGCUCGGAACAUCACCGUGCAGACCCCGGACGGGGAGACCCCGGUGCAGAACCGAGCUUCGGGCAGCUCUGACUACGACUACCUGGACAUGGACAAGAUGAGUCUGUACAGCGAGACGGACAGCGGGUACGGCUCGUACACGCCGUGCCAGCUCAAGUCUCCAAACGGGGUGCGGGUGUUUCCGCCGGCCAACCCCCACCGACACUGCUCGCUCACUUGCCCGCUGUGUCACCGGAGCGUCUCCCUGGAUGAGCGGGGGCUUCGGGGUUUCCCUCGGAACCGGCUGCUGGAGGCCAUCGUGGCGCGGUACCAGCAGAACCGCGCCGCAUCCUCCUCUUCUUCUUCUACGGCGGUAAAAUGCCAGCUGUGCGACCGCAACCCGGUGGACGCGGCGGUGAUGUGCGAGCAGUGCGAUGUCUUCUACUGUAACGCCUGCCAGCAGCGGUGCCACCCGUCUCGCGGUCCGCUCGCCAAGCACCGCCUGGUGCCGCCGCGGACCCAAGCGACAGGAGGUGGCGCGGCAAGCGGAGGAGGGAGCGGCGGUCAGCAGCCGCCCGCCACUGCGCGGAAACCGGCGACCUGCGUGGAUCACGAGGCGGAAAACUUCAACAUGUACUGCUACAGCUGCAAGACUCCGGUGUGUAUGAAGUGUCUGGAGGAGGGAAAACACGCCAAGCACGACAUCAAACCGCUGGCCGUGAUGUGGAAACAACACAAG